GACGAGGAUGGCGACUUCAUUCCGUUUUGGUACUCCAAGACGGGCGUCAUCGUCAAGUGGUCCCUCUUCCUAGGCCUCAUCGUCAUCGUCACCCUAUACCUCCUCGUAGGCUACAUGCACGCCAAGAGACGCAUCCGGAAGGGCCUCCCACCGCUGGGUUAUCACAGGUUCCUGGUUUCCCGCACGGAGCUCGCCCGAGUCGACCCCCGAUACGCAUUCCCCCAGCGGCCCUCGUACGGCACCUACUACCCGCCGAGCCAAUACUACGGCAUGCACGCCAUGCCGCCGCCAGUCUACGAUCCCGAGGCACCCCGGCCGCCCGUGUACGAGGGCGCCAAGGUCGAUCCCAGCCAGGCGGGGCCGGGAUUCACGCCCGAACCGACAAGACGGCCUACCGAGCCGGCCCCUGAUUAUUCGCCUCCCGCGGGACCGCCCCCAGGCGCAUCGAGG
Molecule: messenger RNA, 450 nt
Organism: Phialemonium atrogriseum
Lineage: Eukaryota; Fungi; Ascomycota; Sordariomycetes; Cephalothecales; Cephalothecaceae
Exons: 3
Source: RefSeq, a predicted model, not a curated record